Molecule: messenger RNA, 592 nt
Organism: Gloeophyllum trabeum ATCC 11539
Lineage: Eukaryota; Fungi; Basidiomycota; Agaricomycetes; Gloeophyllales; Gloeophyllaceae
Exons: 5
Coding region: 1-399 (132 amino acids)
Biological process (GO): microtubule-based movement
Cellular component (GO): cytoplasmic dynein complex; cytoplasm
Molecular function (GO): dynein intermediate chain binding
Source: RefSeq, a predicted model, not a curated record
AUGGUUAGCCUCGACCAGUCCGUGCGCUCCCCCACCCCCCGCUCGCAGGCCGCGUCGCCCGGCCCCCGCCCGACGUUCGACGCGGAGCUGCUCAAGGCGUACAUGAAGAAACUGCUGCAGUCGACGCUGCAGAGCGCCGCGUGGCCCGGCGCGAAGGACCGCGCGAAGGUCAAGGACUGGAUGAAGGAGAUCGGCGAGCGCGUCAAGGAGCGCAUGAUUGAGAUCCAACCGCGAGGCUUUAAGUAUAUCGUACUGACCCAGAUUAACGAGAACCUGGGGCAAGGGGGGCGUGCUGACAUGGUCUGCCACUGGGAAGACUCGGACACCGUGGCGCAGGAAGUGUUCUUCAAUGACUCUAUCGUAUGUAUAUGCGUGGCAUUUGCCGUACGGGUGGCAUAACACUGGUAUCGCAAGCUUAUUUGUGGGACGUCCAUCAUCAUCAUCACCACCUUCGUUUUCCGUUCAUCAAUCGUGGAUACCCGGCGACGACAUAGUGUAUGCAGAGAUACCCGGAAUAAUGAACAUGCCUAUCCGUUUGAAUGGCGUGGAGCGGGUGUGCGUACAAGCAUGCUGCGAGUGAGUUCAAUCUAUG